GCCCGUCUGGACACUUAGGACAACGCAGGUGGACACUCAGCGACCACAUUUCCGUAGUAGGCGGCACAUCAGAGGCUGUGCUUGUGCCGCAUUUGGCAAUUGAUCGGCAUCGCACCGCACGAGACGUGCAAUUAAUUGGACAGAAUGAACGAAAGUGAUCUCAGCUUGGCCAAGGCGAUGGUCGGCAUGGAAAUCAACUCCACAGGCACCACACACCGGAAAUCAGUGGUUGGUCGAGUACAGGAAAAGGUUUUUAGCCCGACACCGCGCAAUAAGUGCGAAACGUGCAGCUGCGGCGGCGAGAUGGACCAACAAAAGGCGCAGGAUCGCAGGCGUACCCGAUCAUUAAAUGCUCCCAGUCCAGUGCAGCAGUUUGGCCCUUGUGGUCGUAUCAUGAAAAAUUCUGCUAUGGUGAUGACGAUUCAAGAUCCGGCCAGCCAGCGCCUGACAUGGUACAAACCGCCCCUCACUGUACUGGUGAUCAAAAAAGUGAGGGACGCCUCCGUUCUGUCCCCCUUCGUCCAACUGGUGCACUGGCUGAUAAAGGAGAAAAACAUGGUGGUGUUCGUGGAGCACUCGGUCAUGGACGACUCGAUGCUGCAGGCCAACAGCAGUUUCCAAACGGUCAAGGACAAGCUAAUGACUUUUCAAGACGGCAAGGAUGAUUUGACAGACAAAAUCGACUUCAUCAUCUGCCUGGGCGGUGACGGCACGCUGCUCUACGCCAGCUUGCUCUUUCAACAAUCGGUUCCGCCCGUAAUGGCGUUCCACUUGGGAUCUCUCGGCUUUCUCACACCGUUCGAGUUCGAGAACUUCCAGGACCAGGUGACCAACGUGCUGGAGGGCUACGCCGCUCUCACCCUGCGCAGCCGUCUCAGGUGCAUCAUCAUGCGCAAGGACGAAGAGAAAGGACUCGUGCCGUCCACUAACCUGCUGGUGCUGAACGAGGUAGUUAUCGACCGGGGGCCGUCGCCGUACCUCUCCAACAUUGACCUCUUCCUUGACGGCAAACACAUCACCUCUGUCCAAGGAGACGGUUUGAUCGUGUCAACUCCGACGGGUAGCACAGCCUACGCAGUUGCCGCCGGCGCUUCGAUGAUCCACCCCAGCGUGCCUGCCAUCAUGGUCACCCCCAUCUGCCCCCACUCGCUUUCCUUCAGACCAAUUGUUGUUCCUGCUGGCGUCGAACUCAAGAUAAUGUUGAGCAAUGAUGCUCGUAGCACAGCAUGCGUCAGUUUUGACGGACGAUACCAGCAAGAGUUGCGCCAAGGAGAUAGUCUGAGGGUGACCACCUCCAUUUACCCGGUGCCUUCGAUCUGCGCGCAAGACCAGAUUUCAGACUGGUUCGACUCGCUGGCUGAGUGUCUCCACUGGAACGUGCGCAAGAGACAGAAGCACCUGGACGAGCUGUCCGACCUCACGCAGUCCAGCUCCAACGACACCCUCGACUCCUUGGAGCAGUCUGAGCAGAUUGACAGUUAAAUGAAGUACAACAGUAGAUUUACAUGCAACUCAUUGAUGUGCGUGUGAUUCUGGCAGCAAAGGAGGUCUUAGGAUUGGAUCGAAGCUGGUUUUUGUCACCUCAGAAAAGUUUGUUCCAGAGCAAUCCACCGUGACACUGUUCUCUUCCAAUUUUCCGUAGCAUUUAGUUGUGCAAAGAGUUGUGCGGACCAAAUCUAUGAAAUAUUUUUAUACAAUAUCCUGUCGCCAAAAAGUUUUAUCUCUUAAAUUCUGCGGUUGGUUUGUUACUUGUUCUUAAAAUUGUGGAGCGUUGGAAUCUGUUAGGAAAUCAGUGUAUGUUUUAAAAAAUAUAUUCUCAGAGGUUUAAUUUAGUUUGAUGACUACAAAAAUGUUAAGCUUAUGCUUCACGCGUUUCACGACAAGAGAAGCAAUAUAGUAUUCUUAUUUUUAUAUUUUUUCAAUCAGCCGUGUCAUCGUGUGUAAACCACCUCUAAAUCAUUGUGGUUAUAUGUUUUAAAUUAAAAAUGUUUCCGAUGUAAA
Cloeon dipterum is the source of this 2001-nucleotide messenger RNA. Its product is annotated as NAD kinase-like. Gene Ontology annotation, biological process: NAD+ metabolic process; NADP+ biosynthetic process. NCBI's taxonomy places the organism in Eukaryota, Metazoa, Arthropoda, Insecta, Ephemeroptera, Baetidae. The coding region runs from base 145 to 1482 and encodes 445 amino acids. The record is from RefSeq and is a predicted model, not a curated record. The transcript has 11 exons. Gene Ontology annotation, molecular function: NAD+ kinase activity.